UCCCCAGCAGGGGCGGACUGACCAUUCGAGCACUCGGGCACUGCCCGAGGGUCCGGGUCUGUUGGGGGCUCCAUGAAAUGCCCCGGUACCUUUUUUAUAGGCUUUUUUGAGUGUAGGCAAGGACACGGGCCCCAUGAUCCCCUAUUGGACGGGGGCCCCAUACAUUGUCAGUCCGCCCUUGAUCCCCAGGGAACAUGCUUUUUUGAGUUUGGGCAAGGACACAGGGGCCCCAUGAUAUUAUGAAAUAGAUUUUUCCACUUGGGGGGAGGGGUA
Messenger RNA from Staurois parvus, 273 nucleotides. The record is from the annotation of a GenBank genome assembly. NCBI's taxonomy places the organism in Eukaryota, Metazoa, Chordata, Amphibia, Anura, Ranidae.